Messenger RNA from Lizanozyma spartinae, 840 nucleotides. RefSeq lists its product as uncharacterized. The record is from RefSeq and is a predicted model, not a curated record. The transcript has a single exon. NCBI's taxonomy places the organism in Eukaryota, Fungi, Ascomycota, Pichiomycetes, Serinales, Debaryomycetaceae. The coding region runs from base 1 to 840 and encodes 279 amino acids.
AUGCCCGGAUCAUUCCCUGAAUGUCCGCUUCCGGCUACAUCCGAACAAGAACUCCAUACGGCGUCACAUGCACUUGAUUUAGAACAAGAAACCAAUUUCGUCAUAGGAGAAUCUACAAAGUCCAAUGCAAGAUCCCAGACAGAAAUCAUCCAACAAUUGGGGUCCCUAUCUUAUAUAUUAGUAUACUAUCAACUGAUAAAGUACUGUCACUUGGCAUGCAUGACUCCUGUGAUGCUUCAUUUAGCAGUGCAGAACAUACUACGACCUAACUUUAUAAAGUAUGGGGUUGACGUAGUGGAGAGAGUACUACAAGAUCCCAGUAGUCAAGAGUUAACAGGGCCAAAUUUCAAUCGACAAGUUUUAUUUAAUAUGGUACGGAAAAGGAUAAUACAGGCAAUCUACUGGAAACUGAUAUUUACCAUAUUGUAUCAUGUGAUCUUUGUUGUAUAUUGGAUGAUACCAUUGAUACUGGAUGGCCAUGCAACUGAUUUGGAACAUGGAAGUUGGUGGUUCAUAAGUUUCAUUGGUGAAGCUAUUAGUAUGAAUGUGGAUAAGAAUGGCUCUAAUUGGAAUAUGGCUCUCCAGCUAGGGUUACCCUAUUUGAUCCUUACAGAUGUGUUGAUAUUUAUGAUCCAAUUAGUGUCAUACCAAUGUCUUUACGUUCAAUCUACCCUUGUACCUCUGGCAUUAAGAGUAGGUGUUGAAGGACCUAGUUUGGUCAAAAUGUCAACUGACAAUUCCCUACUGCCAAGGGACAAUCAAGUGAUUUUGGAAGAUAGACUUCCUUUAACAUUGACAGUCAAUCUCUAUGAGGCAUUUGAGAAAGACAAGUUGUUUUAG